This is a messenger RNA of Danio aesculapii, 1060 nucleotides long. RefSeq names its product myoglobin (gene mb). The transcript is spliced from 4 exons. Gene Ontology annotation, cellular component: extracellular exosome. Gene Ontology annotation, molecular function: oxygen binding; heme binding. Gene Ontology annotation, biological process: oxygen transport. Bases 106 to 549 code for a protein of 147 amino acids. The record is from RefSeq and is a predicted model, not a curated record. NCBI's taxonomy places the organism in Eukaryota, Metazoa, Chordata, Actinopteri, Cypriniformes, Danionidae.
AUAUAAAGUCAAUGUGGGGAGAAACUGAUGAUCUGACUUUAUCUGGAGACUUUUCCAAAGCCACAGGCAGUCACACGCUCUUCACACAGGACAAACACCGCGACGAUGGCUGAUCAUGAUCUGGUUCUGAAGUGCUGGGGAGCCGUGGAGGCCGAUUAUACGGCUAACGGAGGAGAAGUUCUCAACCGUCUCUUUAAGGAGUAUCCAGACACUCUGAAGCUCUUCCCCAAGUUUGCGGGGAUUUCUCAAGGUGAUCUGGCGGGAAACCCAGCGGUGGCGGCUCACGGAGCGACCGUGCUCAAGAAGCUGGGUGAACUGCUGAAGGCCAAAGGAGACCAUGCUGCCCUUCUCAAACCACUGGCCAACACACACGCCAACAUUCACAAAGUGGCCCUUAACAACUUCAGGCUGAUCACCGAGGUGUUGGUGAAAGUGAUGGCCGAAAAGGCGGGCCUGGACGCGGCCGGUCAAGGUGCCCUGAGGCGGGUCAUGGACGCGGUCAUCGGAGACAUCGACGGAUACUACAAGGAGAUCGGAUUUGCCGGUUAAUCGACGCUCUGAACUUCACACACUCAACCAAAUCUCAAAUGGGAGUCAUAAAAAAGCGCUUAUCUUGUUAUUGCCAUUAGUGAAUAGAAGAACAGUGCAGCUAGUAGACUUAAACAUUCUCCACAGAAAAAAAAAACCGUUGAAGAAGCGCGAAACCGUUUGUUGUUCGAAAACUUGAAUGAGAAGAGCCAAUCACGUCGCGUUCAGAAAGUCAGCUGAUCCGAUGACGUCAUAGCGGUUCGUUAGGGUCUCAGGAGGAGUUGCAGGUGUAAAAUUGAUGUAUUUGAAAUGCACUUCAGUGAUUGCACAUUAAAAUCCCUUUAAAUUUGAAAAAAUGACUACUGAAAAUAAAGUUUUGUGAUUUUUAAUUCUAAUGAGGCUUUGGACGGCCAUAGAAAUAACGUAUCUGUUUCUCUAUUUGUUAUUAUUAACUUUUCUUUAUGAAUGAUAUGCUAAGCUUUGCUUUUAAAAGCAUUACUUAUCAAUAAACAUCGCUUUUAGCUGCUGAAAA